AUGCGUCACGGGGUCGCCAUGGCAACAGCGCCGGGCUUCCGGUCCGACCAGGAAGUGAAGAGCCGUUGCCAUGGCGACCGCGGGGCAGGUGGUGUCCCUGGCGCUGGUGGCCGUGCUGUGGGGCGGGAGCAGCCCCUUCCUGAGGGCGGGAGCAGCGGGAAUGGAGGAUGUUCGGGGCCGGGGCCACCUGGGGCAGCUCCUGGCCGAGAUCCGCUUCCUUGGCCUGAACUGCAAGUACAUGGUGCCCUUUCUGCUCAACCAAGGUGGAUCCCUCCUCUUUUACCUCACCUUGGCAUCCACAGACCUGUCCCUGGCAGUCCCACUCUGCAACUCCCUGGCUUUGGUGGUGACCCUGGUGACUGGCAGGAUCCUGGGAGAGGAUGUUGGUGGCAAACGGGCUGUGGCAGGAAUGCUGCUUACCAUCCUGGGGGUCUCACUGUGUCUGGCUGGUUCAGGAACAAGAAGCAGAGGGACAGAACCUGACCAAGGGUAACCCCCCCCCUGUGGCUGAGGGGGCUCCUGGCUCAGCCACGCCUGGGAAAGGUGGAUUUUGACACAGAGAUGUCAAAACCCAUGGACUGUAUUCCCUGAGCACCAGGGUGGAACAAAGCACAUCCCAUUCCAUGUCUUAAGGAAUUUUUUUGUGGGUGUUUCAAGACGACGACAGUUGAAUUUGCUCAGCACCGAAGGGGCAAUAAGGGGUUAAUAAAUCAUUCA
Lepidothrix coronata (blue-crowned manakin) is the source of this 717-nucleotide messenger RNA. RefSeq names its product transmembrane protein 234 (gene TMEM234). NCBI's taxonomy places the organism in Eukaryota, Metazoa, Chordata, Aves, Passeriformes, Pipridae. The transcript is spliced from 5 exons. The coding region runs from base 71 to 493 and encodes 140 amino acids. The record is from RefSeq and is a predicted model, not a curated record.